Corticium candelabrum is the source of this 2676-nucleotide messenger RNA. RefSeq names its product complement C2-like. Gene Ontology annotation, molecular function: serine-type endopeptidase activity. The coding region runs from base 183 to 2465 and encodes 760 amino acids. Lineage: Eukaryota; Metazoa; Porifera; Homoscleromorpha; Homosclerophorida; Plakinidae. Gene Ontology annotation, biological process: proteolysis. The record is from RefSeq and is a predicted model, not a curated record. The transcript is spliced from 6 exons.
UCCCAAAAAGUUUUAAAAAUGGUUUUGUGAGUCUAAUAAAUUUUGAUAGGACUGCCAAAUAUGAUUGUUGUGAUGGAUAUAAACUCUACGGAAGUAAUAAGCGAUCUUGCUCUAACAGAAGAUGGACGCCAAAAAACACUCCUACAUGCAAAUCUGUGAGUUUCUGCACUUUGCCGUCGAAUAUGGAAGUUUCCAAUGGAUCUACUAAUGUGGCAAUCGGAGAAGAAGUGAGUCUCUACUGUACACGAGGAUAUAAGCUUUCGAAUUCUCUCAAAUUAUUGCCAGCAUUGUGUGAUUGCAAUGCCAAGUGGAACAUAACUACAAACCCAUCACCAUGUGAAGACUAUUUCUGUACCUCUCCACCUCCGCCUCCUACUCCAGGAGGUGUAACAUCGUUUGAAGAUGACAAAAGCAGAGCAACGUUUCACGUCGGAUCAAGAGUGAAUUACACGUGUCCGGACGGGUAUGGCUUAGAUGGCAUUCCUUAUCGCGUUUGCACUGAAGAUCUCGAUUGGGAGCCAUAUUCUACAAUUCACAAUUGUCACAAAAACCUUCAAGUUUGUUCGGAUCCUGGAGAACCGGAGAAUGGAAUACGUAGAACAAUGUCGUUUGCGCAAGGGCGUCUCGCUUCUUUUGGCUGUAAACCUGAGUUUACAUAUCAUGGAACCGACUUGCGUACUUGUACGGUAGAUUGGCAAAAUAACACGUUUUGGGAUGGCAAGGAAGGUUACUGUAAAAGCGACUUCAAGUCUCCUUUAGGUUUAGCAUUUCAACUGAAAGAAACGUUUAUAGACCGUGUGGGGUCAUGCUAUAUCGACAAUUCUCCUCCCGCUUCAACUGUUAAAACAACUACUUCCACUUCAAAUGUCGAAACCCCAACUGCCUGCGCUUCAACUGUUGAAACCCCAAUUGCUCCCGCUUCAACUGUUGAAUUAAAUUUGCCCACUGAGGCUGAAAAUAAACCUCCUGCGUCACCAGACUGCAGAGGCCGUCAAGUGGUUGUUGGAGAAGGAUGCAUUGAUUUAACAUAUAUAGUAGAUUGCUCAAAAAGCGUAGGUGAAGAAAACUUCCAUAACAGUCUCGACUUCGUGGGUCGCUCCGCAGCGCUGUUUAAUAUCAGCAACGAUACUAAUAGAAAUGAUACUGCGAGAGUAGCUCUCAUCACUUAUGACCACAAAGUUCAUCUCAUAUUUAGUCUGGGAGAAAAGACAACUCUAGUUGAAACGAUUAACGCAAUAAAAAAGACUCCGUUUUGUGGAGGUGCAACUGGAGUAAGAAAAGUAUUGAAUUUCGUUAGAGAAAAAGUAAUUCCAAUAAGUAGACCACAAUGUAAAAGAGUCAUAUUUCUGUUUUCUGACGGUGUAAACAAUUGGGCAAGAGACCCAAUAAAAGAAGCAGAAGAACUAAAAGAGAAAGGCGUAGAAAUUUACACUAUAGCCUUUGGAGUUGGGGAAGGUAUAAGAGUUGACUCGAAAGCACUUGAAACGCUUGCGUCCAAUCCAGAUUAUUAUUUUAAAGUGCAAGACGCAUCUGCAAUAAGAGAUGCAUUGAAAAAAGCAUUUACAACUAAAGUUGACUUAUGCAAAAGUUGUGGAAGAGCUGUCGCUCCAAAAUGUAGAAACCAACACCAUAACGUGUGUCUUUCGGAGACAGGUGCGUGGCCUUGGAUGGUCGCCAUUUACAGGAUUGAACGAGGCAAUCCCGUUUUUCACUGCGGAGGCGCGAUAAUUAGCGAAUGUAUGAUUUUGACUGCAGCUCAAUGCCUCUUUGGUCGCAACAUUGAGGAACUCUUAGUUGUUGUCGGAGACACGCAGCGGUUUGUCAAAGAAUUUAGCGAGAAAACAUACACAAUUGAACAAGUUUUCAUACAUCAGGAAUAUGAUCCAAUCUCGUUUAAUCGAGACAUCGCUCUGAUAAAGUUGAAUUGCAAUGUCACAUGCUCUCCAUACGUACGAAAAGUUUGUUUGCCAACUCCACAGGACAAAAUCUACUACUAUCCGGGAGCCGAGUGUAUAGUAGCAGGAUGGGGAGCCACGGAAAGGAGAGAACUAGGCGGAAAUUCAAGCGCAAAAUCGACAGCCAUGAAAGAACUUCAUCUUCCUAUUGCAGAAAAAUCCAUUUGCAAAAAUAGCACUUCAGCCCAAUAUAGAGAAGAUGUCACAAACUAUACAGUUUGUGCUGGAGACGGUACUGGCAACAAUGACGCUUGCGAUGGUGAUUCAGGAGGACCUCUUUUCUGUAAACGCAAAACGCAAAAUGAAAUCGAAGAGGACGCUUACGUUGUUGUAGGAAUAGUCAGUUGGGGAGAAGGAGGUGGACAGCCCAAAAAGUACGGUAUAUUUACACACUUGCUGAAUCUGAUGGAUUGGGUCAAAAGUGUGAUGGACGUAAACAAAUGUCCGUUGGCACCCGACGGCGCAGAAGAGGAAGACCUGUGCCCUCCACCUCCAAUUGAACUAUACUAAUUCUAGUGCAUCGUUUGCUAAACAACUGACAGUGGCGUUGGACGCUUUGCGAUUAGUUUAGAGUUGACGUAGAACGUUUCUGUAGUUUCGUUAUGUAGGUUUAUGUCUUUGUGCAGCGGAUAGUGGUGCUUGAAAUUGCGUCAGAAAUGUUACUCUGACUCUAAGAUAGUUUAGAAAUUAGCCGCCGUACAAUAAACGUGGCAAAGGUGUU